AUGUUUGCUAAGAUCACUCUUCCAAAAUCAAUACCCAUAGAUACAGUCCCCACCGAUGUCAUUAAUAGUGCAAUUAAUGGAGAACAGAAAGGCCUAUUGAGUGAAGAAGUGUAUAACAUGAAGGACUCGAAAAUAAAAGCUCUUUACAAAUGGUACCGACCAGAAAUAGUGACUCCAGGAAAACGAAGUUUCGACUUACUCCGAACUCCAAAGUUCAACAAGGGCAUGGCAUUCUCUCUGUACGAGCGACAAUUUCUUGGACUCCACGGCCUUUUACCGCCCACAUUCAUGACAUUAGAACAGCAGGCCUACCGCGUAAUGUCGCACCUACGCCAGCAACCCAACGAUUUGGCAAAGUAUAUCCAGUUGGACAGCCUACAGGACACUAACGAGAAGUUGUUUUACCGAGUUAUCUGCGACAACGUGAAAGAAUUAAUGCGUAUUGUGUAUACGCCCACGGUUGGAUUGGCUUGCCAAAAAUUCGGCUUCAUUUAUAGAAAUCCAAAAGGUUUGUACAUCACAAUUCACGACAACAGCGUAAGCAAAAUCUACCAAAUCCUUUCGAACUGGCCAAACAAGGACAUCCAGGCUAUAGUGGUGACAGAUGGCGAAAGAAUUCUUGGACUAGGGGAUCUUGGAGCAUACGGUAUGGGCAUACCAGUCGGCAAGUUAGCGUUGUACGUAGCUUUGGCUGGCGUACAUCCCGAGCAUUGCCUACCCAUUCUACUCGAUGUUGGCACAAAUAACAAUACGCUGCUCAACGAUCCGUUCUACAUUGGAUUGCGAAGAAAACGCACACGCGGAGAAGAGUACGACACUCUCGUGGACAACUUUAUGAAGGCUUGCACGAAAAGGUUCGGCCGUGACACCCUAAUACAAUUUGAAGACUUUGGAAACUUGAAUGCAUAUCGUUUACUGGAUAAGUACAAAGACAAGUACUGCAUGUUUAACGACGACAUACAAGGAACUGCAGCGGUCGUCGUUGCCGGUUUACUCACUACGAUGCGUGUUACCAAAAAGAAAAUGUGUGAGCAAAAAAUCCUUUUCUUCGGAGCAGGAGGGGCUAAUACUGGGGUGGCUGAGAUGUGCAUCCGCCAAAUGGUCGAGGAAGGGAUUUCCGAAGAAGAAGCUUGCCAGAACAUUUUUAUGUUUGAUAUCGAUGGACUCAUCACUAAGAGCCGAAUGGACUCUUUACUACCACGGCAUAGGCGAUUUGCAAAGGAUCUUCCUGACACGAAGGACUUGUACGAGGUGGUAAAAAUGGUAAAACCACAUGCGCUUAUUGGACAAGUACUUAAUGCAAGAAAAGGGACUUCGUUACAUCUGCCACUUGUGCCUUCUCAAGACAUCCUUGAGCGAACCCCUUACUGGGGUUCUUUGCAGCCUACCCUUUCAAUUAAAGGCAGCAUACAACGAAUCUGA
Messenger RNA from Necator americanus (New World hookworm), 1422 nucleotides. RefSeq lists its product as uncharacterized. Gene Ontology annotation, biological process: pyruvate metabolic process; malate metabolic process. The transcript is spliced from 12 exons. The coding region runs from base 1 to 1422 and encodes 473 amino acids. The record is from RefSeq and is a predicted model, not a curated record. Lineage: Eukaryota; Metazoa; Nematoda; Chromadorea; Rhabditida; Ancylostomatidae. Gene Ontology annotation, molecular function: NAD binding; malate dehydrogenase (decarboxylating) (NADP+) activity. Gene Ontology annotation, cellular component: mitochondrion.